Elephantulus edwardii (Cape elephant shrew) is the source of this 936-nucleotide messenger RNA. Its product is annotated as olfactory receptor 6C2-like. Gene Ontology annotation, molecular function: G protein-coupled receptor activity; olfactory receptor activity. Gene Ontology annotation, biological process: G protein-coupled receptor signaling pathway. The transcript has a single exon. Gene Ontology annotation, cellular component: membrane. The record is from RefSeq and is a predicted model, not a curated record. NCBI's taxonomy places the organism in Eukaryota, Metazoa, Chordata, Mammalia, Macroscelidea, Macroscelididae. The coding region runs from base 1 to 936 and encodes 311 amino acids.
AUGAAAAACCAUACAGCACUAACAACAUUCAUCCUCUUGGGACUGACAGAAGACCCAGAACUGCAGAUUCUGAUUUUUAUAUUUCUACUUAUCACCUAUAUGUUGAGUGUAAUUGGAAACCUAACCAUCAUCUGUCUCACAAUAGUGGAUUCCCACCUUAAAACUGCCAUGUACUUUUUCCUCCAAAAUUUCUCCUUCUUAGAAAUCUCCUUCACCUCUGCCUGCAUUCCUAGAUUCUUAUAUAGUAUAGCAACAGGGGAUAGGACCAUAACCUAUAAUGCCUGCAUGAGCCAAUUGUUUUUUACAGACUUGUUUGCAAUAACGGAAUUUUUUCUACUGGCCACUAUGUCCUAUGAUAGAUAUGUAGCCAUCUGCAAACCCCUGCAUUACAUGACCAUCAUGAAUCAGAGAGUCUGUAAAAGAUUUAUCUUGGGCUGCUGGGUGACUACAUUGUUGAUCCUAUUACCACCACUUAGCCUAGGACUGGAGCUGGAAUUUUGUAAUUCUAUCAUUGACCACUUUCUCUGUGAUGCUAACCCUCUCCUGAAGAUCUCUUGCACGGAUACAUGGUUUAUAGAACAAAUGGUCAUUGCAUGCUCUGUAGUGAUAUUUAUUAUGACUCUUGUGUGUGUAGUUUUGUCAUACAUAAAUAUCAUGCGGACAAUUCUAGGGUUGCCUUCUUCACAACAAAGGAAAAAGGCCUUUUCUACCUGUUCCUCCCACAUUAUUGUGGUUUCUGUCACUUACGGCAGCUGCAUCUUUGUCUAUAUUAAACCUUCAGCAAAAAAUGAAAUGGCCAUUAAUAAAGGAGUAACAAUACUGAUUACUUCCAUAUCCCCCAUGUUAAACCCAUUUAUUUAUACCCUGAGGAACAAACAAGUCAAGCAAGCCUUUAGCGAUUUACUAAAAAGAGUCAUAUUACUCUCAAAGUACUAG